GGUUUAUUAGAUUGAUGACAUUUCGAAAAUGGAUGACUGAUUCCCAUCAAUGUUCUAAAAGUUCAUACAACAAAUGACGUACCAAUGUCAUCUAUCGCUGUUUUAAAUGAGACAACAAUUUAUAGACGACCUUUGAGCAACCAAAUUAGCCACUUAAUAAUGGAAAAUGUGCGAUUUACAAAACUAGAGAAGCAAAGAGAACUUCUGCGCAACAAACAAAGACAAAAAUAUGCACACCAAGUUUUGUCACUUCAAAAACGUACAGAAAGUGCUGGUAUCAGUAGUUGUAAAGCUGAUAGCUGGAGAGAAAACAAAUUGUCAAAUCAAUCGGCUUUUAGUUUCCCAAUAAAAAAUAGAACUGAUGAAAAUUAUUAUGCAUAUGACGGUCCGCAAUCAUGUGAUCCAUCAAAUCCUGAUGAUUUUCCUACAAGUGAAAUUCAAGUUAUUCAUGUACUCACAAAACCUACUGCUUUGGGACAACCAAGGUUUGAUCAAACAGUAAGACGCAAACCAAACUCUGAAGCAUUACAAGAUAAUGGAGAUUACAAAAGUAUUGAUAGUCUGAACAAUCUAACCAUCACACGGUCGAGUACGAUGUUGUCUUCUCUUGACCAAGAUACCUUUCUGGAUUCUACUGAGGAUAAUUAUGACGAAAAUUACGAACGAAAUGAAACUGCAGAGUCUCACUCUGGUUUUAUGACUCAGAAACAAGUAGUGAAGAUAUCUGACAAUCCUAAUAGUCAUCUUCACAAGGAUAGUUAUAGCAGAGUCACGGAUUUUACCAAAUGCAACAGCGAAACCUCGGAUACUGGUAAUAAUGCGGAUUCUGUUGAGAAGAAGACAAACGCUACUCAGGAAUGUGAAGACUUAAAGUAUGGUGAAGCACCUCAGUCCUUACUUUUAGAUCCAACUGGAAACUUGGAAGAAUUCAUCAUGAAACCUGCUCCUCAGGGUGUGACUAUACGUUGUCGUAUUACACGGGACAAGCGAGGUGUCGAUCGUGGAAUUUUCCCAUCAUAUUAUCUUCAUCUUGAAAAAGACGACUGUAAGUUCUUCUUACUUGCAGCCAGGCGUCGCAAGCGAUCAACAACGAGCAACUAUGUGAUUUCUUGUGAUGCCACCAAUUUAUCUCGUGAUGCAAUUAGUUUUGCUGGGAAACUGCGCUCUAACUUUCUGGGUACUCAUUUUACUGUGUACGGCUGUGAAUUAAAGUCGCAAGAUAAUGAAUACUUAAAUUCAGGGAACAAGGUAAAUGAUUCUGGUUCGAUAACAGCAACUACUAAGACACAAAAUAUGCAAGAGCUUGCUGCAAUCAUAUACGAUACAAACGUACUGGGUUUCAAAGGACCAAGAAGAAUGACUAUUAUUUUGCCGCGCAUCAGUGCUACCUGUCAGCACUUUUCAUGUCCUGGAAAUGAUACUACCUGGCUAAUCGACUCAUGGAGGAGAAAAGAUAUGCAGAACGUUCUACAACUACAAAACAAGAAUCCUGUUUGGAACGAAGACAACUAACUCAUUGUCGGAAAGUUAUCGUGAUCCAGAGAAAAACAAACUGUGGUCUGUAAUCAUAAGAACGAAUUUUUAAUGAAAGAGCACGACUCUGCGGUUGAGCAUUUCUGAAAUAUAAUGUUUAUAAAAUUUAUUUAUGAAUUCUUUGUCAUAAUACAGUAAAAGUGUAAUGCGAUAAACGCUUUUAAGUGUUGGAUUUCAGUCUAUUGUAUACGUGAGAUGAAAUUCAAUGAGUCGUUGACCACCUCAAACAUAUUUAUCAGUAUUUGUUUGUAUGCAGCAAAAGAUAUCAUUCAGGAAAUCAGUAAUUGAAAAACAGAGACUCCAAACUUUGCGAAUCUGUUUAUCCAGAAAGGUAUUUUCACAGCUGGCAUAAAAGUGUUAGCUAUUGGAUUCCAAAAAAAUUGGGUACAGUAAAGCAUCACUAAAUACAUUGAAUGUAAUAGUGAUGUUCUGCAGCAUCUUCUCAAAUGACUUACACGCCAAAGAAUUCCCAGUCUGUCAGAAUUGAUUGACUAUCGUCAGGAUGCUGUAGAACGCUCAUCGAAAUCUAAUGUUCACACUCAGAGAAUUUUUAUGACGUGUCUUUAUUCGUCGUUUUCGAUACAUCUGUUGAUUGUAUUGUUUGUCAUUUACGUAAAGUUGAAAUUUUUUCUUGGAAGGUUCAAGUUCGUAAGAUUUCAGAUAGAAGUAACGGAAAUGCACAAUUCCUCUUAUCAGUUCAGGGGGCAUUUUAUAUCUUAGUGUACAUGAGUCAGGUCCGAAUAGGUCAGAACUGACAUCCAGGAUACCUUUUUCAUUUCAGAUUGUUAUAAUUUGUGUAAGGACUGUUUUACCCUCGAAAGUUCUAUACAAAAGUAUGUUGAUUUCUUGGAUGACUACUACUACUCCAGGAUCUUACUUGCGUAUCAAAGGGAUAUCGAUAAAACGUUAUGGUCUGGGUUUUUGUGGUAGCCGGUGGUCUAAAUGGGUUGGAACUUCAGUUGCACCAUUCAAAUUCACUUUUUUCCCACUGAUGAUUCAAAAUUCCAGUUGUCCAAUUCUUCGAUGAAUCGUUAAUCUCCGUUAAACCACCAACAAACUUGCGCUUUCCUUUAUUUGUUUUUGCAGAAAGUAUGUCUGUUGGAUAAAAAUAUGCACUUACUUAGCUAAGGCUAUAAAACUUUAGCUGUUUGUACGUAGUUCGAUUUAGAAAGUUAUAUUUCCUGUACAAUAACGUGUUAGGACCGGAUGUUUUAUUUAGUAUUCCUUCACGUGUUUUCGUCAAACAGAAGUUAGUGAGAAAAAAUCUGCACGUUGUUUAACUUAUCAGAACUAAAAACCUUUUAUGUGGUUUGAAAUGCCAAACUAUUUAUUGGCCAACUAGAUAAUCGAUCCUUUAAACUGUUGUCAUGAGAUAUAUAAGCAUGUGGAACAAACUUUCGUGUCUCUGUGAAUGUCCUUCUUGACGAUUAGAGUGUUCUAGGAUCUCUAACUGUAAGCAAAGAAGCAGUCCUACUUAUCGAAUUCUGAUUUCAACUGCCAAGUAAUUGGAAGAAGUAACGACUGAAAUGUUUCUCCAACUUUUUUAAUUGUUCGAAUCCUCAUGGUAAACAAGCGUAGCUGGAUAAUAAACAAUAACAAGAUAAUCUCUAAAUACUUGUUCAUCGUCAUUAUGAUCCUUAUAUUAAAGUUAUGAACAUACUAGGUAGCAUAUUUCUAUGCAGAAUAAAUUAUUAAAAUUGACCGAUGUACAUAUGUGCCUGGUCCUACCUUGUAGCUGACUGAC
Schistosoma spindalis is the source of this 3277-nucleotide messenger RNA. The record is from the annotation of a GenBank genome assembly. NCBI's taxonomy places the organism in Eukaryota, Metazoa, Platyhelminthes, Trematoda, Strigeidida, Schistosomatidae.